AUGGGAGCUUUGGAAUCAGAAACUUCCGGCAGUGCUUCCACUCAUGGUCAUCAUCAACAGCAACAGCAGGCUGAUCAGACAGUUGAGAACGCGGAAGCCGUACAGUUCCCGCCACAGAACCCACAAGCUUUCCCGAUCCCAUCCGAACAUCAGCCAACAAACGACCACCACCAUCAUCAUCGUCAUGAUCAGAUGCAGUACCAUUUGAGACAUGAUAAUCAUCCUUUUCCAACAGACACUUAUCCUACCCCUAGCUCGAAUCCUAUUCCUGCCACUUGCAUGGCUCCGCCUCCGCGUCAGCCGGUACACUACACGGGGCAGCCAAGGAAUGAUAUUCCCGCAAGCAACAACUAUAUGAGCUCUCACCACCAUCACCACCACCAUCAUCAACACCAUCAAGUGCUAACAGCUCCUCCGAUGUUGCAAGGAAACCAUCAGGUUCCGACUGUGCCUUGGACGACUGGGCUCUUCGACUGUAUGGACGACCCUAUGAAUGCUUUGAUCGCGUGUUGCAUUCCGUGCUUGACAUUCGGACAGAUAGCUGAGAUUAUUGACAGUGGCAACACAUCUUGUGCAACGAGCGGACUAAUCUACGGCGCGAUCAUGUGUCUCAUUGGCUGCCCAUGUAUACUGUCCUGCACCUACAGAACGAAACUCCGGAGCAGGUUCAGCCUGGUUGAGUCGGUCGGUCCCGACUGGAUAUCACACUUCCUCUGCGAAUGCUGUGCUCUCUCUCAGGAAUACAGAGAGCUCAAGAACAGAGGACUUGACCCUUCAAUAGGAGCCAAAGUCAGCAGCAGUAUCAAGUUCCCAUGGUGCCUCCGACCAAUCAAACUAUGA
Punica granatum (pomegranate) is the source of this 840-nucleotide messenger RNA. The record is from RefSeq and is a predicted model, not a curated record. NCBI's taxonomy places the organism in Eukaryota, Viridiplantae, Streptophyta, Magnoliopsida, Myrtales, Lythraceae.